This is a messenger RNA of Phlebotomus papatasi, 821 nucleotides long. RefSeq names its product PRADC1-like protein. The coding region runs from base 113 to 751 and encodes 212 amino acids. The record is from RefSeq and is a predicted model, not a curated record. NCBI's taxonomy places the organism in Eukaryota, Metazoa, Arthropoda, Insecta, Diptera, Psychodidae. The transcript is spliced from 2 exons.
ACAGUGUAGAAAAGUGUAGAAGAGCCGCUGAGAAUAAACACUGACGUGUUUUUAUUGGAGGGUGGAAAAUGUUGAAAUUCAAUGAGAAAAAGUGUUUAAUUUGCUAGCAAUAAUGGUUAUUGAUGUUCAAUUGAUAUUGAUUUUGCUUUUUGCACUAAUACUUUUGGCAUGUGAUAUUAAUUUCGCCAAUUGUGGAGGAAACCUCCACAUGCUGGAAAGCAUAACAACACAGGAUAUUAUAGCGGGUGAUGUAUUCUUCGAAGUGCUGGAUCCUGAAGAAUUGGAGUAUACAUAUAGAUUGAGGCCAGCAAAAGAUUUUGGGGCGCCAUUCAAUGCAAGUUUUCGCUUUCCACGAAUUGCACUUGUUCCUGCCGUGCCUUUCGAUGCAUGUUCCUCCAGUGGCAUUCGCAAUGGGGAUGAUUUGAUGGGAAAUGUAGCUCUGGUGGAACGUGGAGAUUGUUCUUUUCUCAGUAAAACUAUCAAUGUUGAACGUCAUGGGGCCCUGGCGGUAAUCAUCACGGAAUCUAGUGCUUCGGAAGGUGGAGAGGAUGAGUAUUAUAUUGAAAUGGUGCACGACAACACGGGUAGGGAGUCAAACAUUCCGGCAGGCUUUCUCAUUGGCAUCAAUGGACGUAUCAUUGUGCAGACAUUGAAGAAACUACGACGAAACUAUGCCAUCAUCAAUAUCCCAGUUAAUCUGACUUUUACACCUCCCCACGAGAUAAAUCAUCCGCCCUGGCUUGGCUGGUGAUUGAAAAAACUAGUCAAUAAUGGUAUUUUGUGGACUCAACGAGCAAAUAGAGAGGCACUUUUGACAAUAA